Messenger RNA from Erythranthe guttata (spotted monkey flower), 3052 nucleotides. The record is from RefSeq and is a predicted model, not a curated record. NCBI's taxonomy places the organism in Eukaryota, Viridiplantae, Streptophyta, Magnoliopsida, Lamiales, Phrymaceae.
ACAAAUAAUCCAAAAACAGAAAACCGACCCGGAUUGAAGCGACCCGGAUUGAACCGAUCCGAAUCAUAGCUUCUUCCACUCCCACAACCGUAGUUCGCUCACUUCCGCCGUUCGCCGUCGAUAACCAAGGGUUCCGCCGUUCGCCGUAACCUUCCGCCACCCCCUCCGCCGCCGCCUGCCGUUGCAAAACGUAACAAAAAAUAGGCUUGUCACUCGGUUGCAACUCACCGCAUGAUCAUCUUCAAAUGCUGCAGAAUUACGCAGCAAUGGAGAUACUUUGCAGAGCGUCGGCCAUCUUAUCUACUGUAUCGUUUCUCAUCUAUGGUUGCUCAACUGUACAGAGACGAGUCCAUGAGCAAGGAAGUAAUACCAUCCUUAAUUCCGGAGUUCGAUUCUCGUUUAUACGCCGGAAUACUCCAGCAGUUCAUCAAAGCCGACGAUCCCACGAGAGGAAAAAUCCUCCACUGUCAAAUUCUGAAAAGGGGGAACUGUUUGGAUUUAUUUGCUCGCAACAUUUUGUUGAAUUUAUACCUGAAAAACGGCCAUUUUUCGGAUGGGCUGAACCUGUUCGACGAAAUGCCGGACAGAAACGUGGUUUCAUUCGUUACUGUAAUUCAGGGUUGUUCCCUGUUAGGUGAAUAUGAUAAGGCUGUUGACUUGUUCUUUAGUUUACAUAAGGAGGGUCACGAGCUUAAUCCAUUUGUUUUCACCACGAUUUUGAAGUUGCUCGUGAGCACGGGUUGGGUGGAGAUGGUAUGGCCCGUUCAUGCUUGCGCUCAUAAGCUUGGUCAUGAUUCUAACGCCUUUGUUGGGACAGCUCUCGUUGAUGCUUAUUCGGUUUUCGGGUUUGCAAAUGUCGCCAAGGAAGUUUUCAAGGGGAUUGUUGAAAAGGACAUGGUUUGUUGGACCGGGAUGGUAUCUUGUUAUGCCGAGAAUGAUUGUUUUGAAGACGCAGUGGAUCUCUUUAAUCAAAUGAGGAUCGAACGGAUGGUGCCGAAUAAUUUCACUUUUGCAAGUGUUAUCAAGGCUUGUCUCGGACUGAAGGUUGUUCGUGUGGGGAAGAGUGUUCAUGCGUGCGUUCUAAAGACUUGUUAUGAAAUGGAUCCGUACGUAGGUGUUUCGUUGCUUGAUUUGUAUACGAGGUCUGGUGACAUUGAUGAUGCUCGGAAGGUAUUUGAGGAAAUCCCGAAAGAUGACGUUGUACCUUGGAGCUUCAUGAUCGCCCGCUACUCGCAGAAUGAUCGUUGUGAAGAGGCCUUAGAUUUGUUUUCUCAAAUGAGAAUGGCAUUAGUGAGUCCUAACCAAUUCACAUUAGCUAGUGUCCUUCAAGCUUGUGCAACAACCGGGAACCUCGAAUUGGGAAGGCAAAUCCAUUGCCACAUGCUAAAGGUCGGUCUAGAUCGAAAUGUAUUUGCCUUUAAUGCCCUCAUGGAUGUGUAUGCUAAAUGUGGAAAGAUGGAUGCUUCGAUGGAUUUGUUUGAGGAGUUCGAAAACAAAAACGAGAUUUCGUGGAACACAAUGAUCGUUGGAUAUGUGCAACUAGGGGAUGCAGAGAAAGCCUUUCUACUGUUCUUGAAUAUGUGCGAAGAUCGAGUUCAAGCGACCGAGGUAACAUUUUCCAGCUUGCUUCGCGCUUCGGCAUGUCUGGCGGCUUUGGAGGCCGGCACUCAGAUACAUACAAUGGCUAUAAAAACCAUGUACGAUGGAGAUGAUGCUGUAAGCAACGCCCUCAUUGAUAUGUAUGCAAAAUGCGGACGAAUUAAAGAUGCUCGUGUAGUUUUCGAUACUAUGAGUAAGCUGGAUGUUGUUUCUUGGAACUCAAUGGUCUCGGCCUACUCGAUGCAUGGUCUAGGUGCUGACGCGUUGAGAAUCUUUGAGAAUAUGCGAGAAACCGAUAUCAAACCUAACGAAAUGACCUUUGUUGCUGUGCUUUCUGCAUGCAGCAACACAGGGUCGUUAGUACAAGGAGAGUCUUACUUUACUUCCAUGCUAGAAGAAUAUGGUAUUGAACCGUGCAUGGAGCACUACACUUGCAUGGUAUCACUUCUAGGCAGAUUAGGUCAUCUCGACAAAGCUGUAAAGAUGAUAGAGGACAUUCCGCACGAGCCCAGUGUUAUGGUGUGGCGUGCGUUACUUGGUGCCUGCGUUGCGCAUAAUAACGUGGAGCUCGGAAGAUUUGCUGCCGAGCAUGUGUUCGAAAUGGAACCGCAAGAUGAGUCGACUUACGUAUUGUUGUCGAACAUAUACGCAACUGCAAAAAGAUGGGAUAGCGUAGCUUUUGUUAGGAAAAGCAUGAAGAAAAAACGCGUAAAGAAGGAGCCAGGACUUAGUUGGGUCGAGCACCAAGGAACAGUUCAUUAUUUUUCCGUCGGAGAUGAUUCGCACCCGGAUAUCAAAUUAAUCCGAGGGAUGUUAGAAUGGUUGAACUUCAGAAGCAAAAUAGUAGGGUAUGCUCCGAAUCAUGACGCUAUAUUGCUUGAUGUUGAAGAUGAUGAAAAGGCACGUCUUUUGUGGCUGCACAGCGAAAGAAUAGCUUUGGCUUUUGCUCUUCUUCGAACGCCACCUGGAAGCCCCAUACGCAUAAUUAAGAAUCUUCGAAUAUGUGCCGACUGUCAUGUCGCGAUUAAGUUUGUAUCCACGUUGGUACGGAGAGAAAUUGUUGUCAGGGAUAUAAACCGGUUUCAUCACUUCAAUGACGGUGUUUGCUCUUGCAACGAUUACUGGUGAUCCUUAGAAAAACAGUUUCAGGAGCAGUGUGCACAUCGAUUCUGGCAAAGAAUGGAAUAUUAAUCACCAUUUUCGAGUGGGGCAGAGGUCCGGGUAGCCGCAUGUCUCAUCGAAGAGAAAAUUCUGAAAGCUGUUGUUCGACCACGGGGCUCCGUAUUUCACUGUGAAUGCUAGCAAUUUCGAGGCGCAAAAUCUAGUUAGUGACUGGGAAUCAAGAGUUCUUGUCAGCAUUACAGAGGUAAACGGUGCUUACCAGUUUGUUGACAAAUACCGGUGCUAAUGUCGAUGGAUAUACAGGUGAAAUAUAAAUGUGUAUAUAUAUAUA